UUUCUUGCCCGUUUGGUGGCUGUUGUGAAACUUGUAAAUCUUGCCUGUUGAAUCAAGCUAGCGUAUGUGGGUGAACAACUAAUAAUGACACAAAAUAUAAUUAAAUUAGGCAAAUGUUAUAAUGUUUACCCGUUUUAAUUACUUCCCAUUCAGAGCCUUGGGAUAAGCAGAGGUAAAAUAGUGCCUAAAUAAUCCAAUUUGUUCUUCAUGUUCGCUUUAAGAUCUGCAUAGUUUAUGACUCGGAUUACCAUCCCCAUCAGUCAUAUAUUGGGUCUGACGUUAUCCUCCCUAGCUUGUCUUCAGCCCCAGGUACGCGGGUUAAAAUUUUGAAGCCCUAUUUAUCUAUUCUGCCCUGCGACUAUUAAUAGCCUAUCAAGCGUUUAUUUCCCUUGCAAUCUAGUUCUGAUUUUCCAGCCUCCCCAUUUCCUUUUGUUUUCUCCCUUGUUACUUCCUUUUAUCCCAUAAUCUCCUUUCACUUCAAACUUUACGCUGCAAUCCUUUACUCCGAUUCUUCACAUCGACACCCCAUUAUUCAUCCACAAUCUUUUUUAUCAGCUGUUCUGUCACUACCCGGUGUUUUUAGCCUUGGUUUUCUUCCAUUACUUCUUAUCUACCACACUUUCUUUUUACCUCCGAAUCUCACCACAUAUUCAUAUCCCCCUCCCCUUUUUUUCUCUCUCUCUUAUUGCCUCCCCUUCGAUUUCCCUUCCACCGAGAGUAAAUUUCCAGGAAGCCUCAAUCCUGCCCCCCCCCCCCCCUCUCCAUCUUCGCGACAGCGGCGACGCUUCUCCUUUAAGUCCUUGUAACAACCUUCCUGGGCGUGGCUUCGGGGUCUGCGUGGUGGCGGCGGCGGCGGAGGGAGUACGGGGACUACUUACACUUCAGCUCCCGAGAGGUUAGGCCCUGACACCCCCUCCCCCCCCAAAGUCCUCUUGCCCUUGGUUUCGUCCUCUUGUGGCCAUGCCACUGGCCCGCAGCCUGUCAGUGACCUCCCUGUCUGGGUUAGAGGACUGGGAAGAUGAACUUGACCUGGAUAACGCCAUUCUUUUCGAAGUGGCUUGGGAGGUGGCCAAUAAAGUUGGUGGGAUCUUCACUGUUAUCCAGACAAAAGCCAAGAUUACACUGGAUGAGUGGGGUGAGAAUUACUUCCUGAUUGGACCUUACCUAGAAUUGAAUGUGCGCACACAGGUGGAGCUGAUAGAACCUCCCAACCCUGCCAUUCGCCGAACCAUUGACUCCAUGAAUACAAAAGGAUGUAAAGUUUAUUUUGGUCGCUGGCUGAUUGAGGGGGGACCCUAUGUGAUUCUCAUUGAUAUUGGGGCAACUGCCUGGAGCUUGGAUCGCUGGAAGACUGAGUUGUGGGAAAGCUGUUCCAUUGGGAUUCCCUGGUAUGACCGAGAGGCUAAUGACGCUGUGCUCUUUGGCUUCCUCACAGCCUGGUUUCUAGGGGAGUUUUCUGCACAAUGUGAAGAAAAGCCAUUCAUCAUUGGUCAUUUCCACGAGUGGUUGGCUGGUGUUGGACUCUUCCUCUGUCGGAUCCGGAAACUUCCAAUAGCUACCAUCUUCACCACCCACGCUACCCUGCUUGGCCGUUACCUGUGUGCUGGCAGUGUGGACUUCUACAACAACCUGCAGAAUUUUAAUGUGGACAAAGAGGCCGGAGACCGGCAAAUCUACCAUCGUUAUUGUAUGGAGCGAGCUGCUGUCCACUGCACACAUGUUUUUACCACAGUUUCUCAGAUCACAGCUGUAGAAGCUGAACAUCUGUUAAAACGGAAACCUGAUAUUGUGACUCCCAAUGGUCUGAACGUCAAGAAGUUCUCUGCUAUGCAUGAAUUCCAAAACCUCCAUGCCCAGAGCAAAGCUCGUAUCCAAGAGUUUGUCCGGGGCCAUUUCUAUGGGCAUCUGGACUUCAAUCUUGACAAAACUAUUUUCUUCUUCAUCGCUGGACGCUAUGAAUACUCCAACAAAGGAGCUGACAUUUUCUUGGAAGCCCUAGCCAGGCUCAACUACCUGCUGAGGGUGAAUGGAAGCCAGAUUACAGUGGUAGCGUUUUUUAUCAUGCCAGCUAGGACAAACAAUUUCAACGUGGAGACGCUAAAAGGCCAGGCCGUCCGCAAGCAGCUCUGGGACACAGCCAAUGCAGUGAAAGAGAAGUUUGGCAAAAAACUGUACGAAUCCCUCCUUGUGGGGAACCUUCCUGACAUGAACAAAAUGUUGGACAAAGAAGAUUUCACAAUGAUGAAGAGAGCCAUCUUUGCCACUCAGCGCCAUUCUUUCCCCCCAAUCUGUACUCACAACAUGCUGGACGAUUCUACCGACCCCAUUCUCAACACCAUUCGGCGCAUCGGCCUCUUCAACAGCAGUGCUGACCGUGUCAAGGUCAUCUUCCAUCCAGAAUUUCUGUCUUCCACUAGUCCCUUGCUUCCAGUUGACUAUGAAGAAUUUGUUAGAGGCUGCCAUUUGGGGGUAUUCCCUUCUUAUUAUGAGCCAUGGGGCUACACUCCAGCUGAAUGCACUGUUAUGGGCAUCCCCAGCAUUUCCACCAACCUCUCUGGCUUUGGCUGCUUUAUGGAGGAACACAUAGCGGAUCCAUCUGCCUACGGGAUCUACAUCUUGGAUAGACGUUUCCGGGCCUUGGAUGAGUCGUGCACACAGUUGACCUCUUUCCUCUACAGUUUCUGCCAGCAGUCACGGCGGCAGCGCAUUAUCCAGAGAAACCGCACAGAGAGGCUUUCUGAUCUCUUGGAUUGGAAAUACCUAGGAAGGUAUUACAUGUAUGCCCGGCAUAUGGCCCUUGCAACGGCGUUCCCUGAUAACUUCACCUAUGAGCCACAUGAAACAACCGCGGCUCAGGGUUUCCGCUACCCACGCCCAGCCUCGGUACCACCGUCUCCUUCCAUCUCCCGCCACUCCAGCCCCCAUCACAGCGAGACCGAAGAGGAUGAUGAACGGUAUGAUGAGGAAGAAGAGGCAGAAAAGGACAGGCAGAACAUCAAGCCCCCAGCAAUGAUGGGUCCAGUCCCUGAGUGGCGCAAGCGCUCCAAGAAGGGGUCUAGUGAGGCCAGCACUUCCUCCAAUGCUAGCACUCCCACCCUCCCCAGCAGCCCCAGUGACCUCAGCAGCCCCACCAGUUCUCUGAUCGAAGAGAAGAAUUAGGUAGGCAGAAUGGUUGUGCUGACUCGCCUGCCCGCUCUUUCCCACGCCUCCCCCUUCCUCAAGAGGUCAGCUUGUUACCUAGUGCUGCAUUCUGAAAUAAGCCUAGAGUGUAGGUUCUAGGAUGUUCCAGACAGAAGUGGUGGGGGCUCGCACUUGACGUAGUUCAAUUAAAGACCAGUAAGAUAGUCUUCUCUGGAUCAAAUAAUGCAAAGGGUGGAGGGCCUCUUUUUUUUGGAAUGGGUCAGGAAAUGACCCUUUGACUCUUUUGGGGAACACAAGAUACAUUCUUGGGUUCAGCAGGACUAGAAAUGUGAGGUCACACAUUUCCUCCUCCCAGUCACCCUCCAUGUGAUGUUUUGGAAGGCACUCUCUAGAUCUUAAGAACCUUGCUGCAUUUUUUAAAACAAUAAUAAUGGGAGAAAAGGGAAAAUGGGAGGCCUUCAUGGGAGGGACACAGGAGAGAUCUAAUGUUGCCUUCCCUUCCCUACCACCAAAGGUUUCAUUGAGUCAGAAACAGAGGAGACCUUUUAAAGGCUGCUCAUAAAAUGAGUGCAUGGAAACAUUAUUACCUUGUUUGGUAACCCUAGAUUGUUGGCAUAGAGGCCCCAUGAGGAUGUAUGGUGAGCAGGAUUUUAGAGUGAUCUGGAGGUCUAUGAAAGACAGUGUAUUGCUUGGAGUUUGGAAACUUUCUUUAAAAGCUAUGACUGCUCUUCUGUCGACAGAGCCUUUUUUUAAAGGAAAAUAGGGUCUUUCACAAUAUAUCCAGACUAUUUCAAUUCAUACUUUGGGACUGUUUGCCAGUUUCCUCUGCCUGUUUCUGGAAAGGAAUUUGCAAAGCCAUUUAGAGCAAAGAUUCUAACAAAAGGCAGGUCUUCUGAAAUGUGCAAUUGUAGAAAGAUCUGAAAAAGUGCCUAUGGUACAGGAUACAGAAUCUGGCUGGGAAAAUAAAGCAGCUUUCCUGCUUGAUCUUUUCCAGCCUGUUGUUCUCCAGAUGUGCUGGGCUUCAACUCCCAUCAUCCUCAGCCAGCAUGAUCAGGGUUCAGGGAUGGGUAUUGUAAAGUGUCCAAAGGAUCUAAAUGUGCAUUUAUAUGGGAUUUUAAGGUGCAAGGAAACCUAGGUCUACCUUGCCGCAUAAAUUGCUCUCAUGUAGCUCCAUCAUGACACACAGAAAUUAAUUCCUUUUCAACAGACUGAAAAAAGUUAGUGGUUUUCUAGAGCUGCCUUUGGAACUUAAAAAAUGGAAUUUAUCCCAGGGACGUUCAAGAGCAUUCUAGAAUGAUUCCAAGGGUGAUGAUUAUUCACUCUGCACAGACCGUGAUGAAUUUAAGAAGACAGCAGGGUCAAGGCAAGCAGAACUACUGCAUGCUUAAAACCUCUGGAAGAAGCUAGGUGAGAGCCUUCUAAAAUGCGUUUUGCUUAAGAAAAGUAAUAAUAGGGUUACUAUAGUAAUGCUAGUCCAAGCUUUCCAAGUUGGAUACCCCAGAUGCAUGAGUACAACCUCACUAUCAUCCUAGCUAGGCUUAAUGGGAGUUACAGUCUAGCACAUCCUAAGCCAGUCUAAAAUCCAUCAGCUUCCCAGCUUCCAUCCUUAAUCUUAAUGCGAGACAAAGAACUCUGGACUAAAGUAAAGUCCAUCACAUUGCCCAUCAGGUUAAACCCCUUGCUGUUUCUGUUAGAAUGAUGAUGCUGGCUAUCUGUGCUCUAGAUUGGUUUAGCUCCGAGAAUCAGCCAGACCUGUUGAACUCUUCUAUCAAAUGCUGUAACAUUUAGGAUGAGGGUUCUGCUGACAAUGCAGUACAAAAUGGGGUGAUCCUGCACCAGGGAUGACAGAGUAUAUGACCAAAACAGGUAUUAUAGUACAGACAUGCAGCGAGGGAAGUACUCCUGGAGGCUGUAAGACUUAAUUAGCUGGUAUAUGGAUAAUACCCAGUCCAGCAUGAGGCAACUACCUCAAAAGGCAGAGCAAAUGCCAUUGUACACAAGAACCCUUUCUGUUCUGCAUCUCCUGCCAACUUUUUCAAUACGGAAAAUCAUUUUUUUUAUAAAAAAAAAUCUUGUGAAGCUCCUCUUUCUCACAAUCCUUUGAUGCAAUCAUGCAUAAAGAACCAGGUAUUUGGGGAUGCAGCUCCCCAAAUUCCCAGCCAACUCGGCUCUAAACAUGGGGAGACACGGUUCUAACAUAGCGGAAGGACACCAGAUUGGGCCAUAAGCCCCUUUUCUCUUUUCUCCAACUUUCCCCACCUCAGAUUUUUAUUUAUGGAUGUUCAAAAGAAAUGCUUGAAUUUUUGUGUCUCUUUCUCCCUGCCCCUUGUGUGGAAAAACAAGCUAUGAAAAAAGCUGGGUGUAAGACAAACAUAAAUGAUUUCAGAAUAAAAUUUGCUUUGGAAAUUGUUUUGGAAAAUAGGAAGUGUGCCUUGUGCUGCAGAAUAGCUCUUCUAAAUCUGCUUUCAGGUCCUUGGGACCACAUCGUUGUCCUAGGCAGAAUUAGCCAACAAUCAAAUAAUAGGUGCUAAACGCUAAAGCCUGUUGGAUUGCUGAUGGCCCCACUGGAAAGGUAGCCACUUCAUAGGAAUGGGUGGCGAUGAUUCAAAAAGGUGUGUCUGAGUUACACAAUUAUUGACUUUCUGAUGACUGCAUUAACUGUAUUUAACACUUUUUUUUUUAGUACAUGCAGAUAGGGCAAUUACGAGUACAUAGUCCUGUAUACUUAACACUCAGGCUCAAAACGUACUUGCCCGUUUAAAUCAACUCAUACCCAAACCUUAAACUUCAUUAUAAUUACAAAUUCUGCAAUACGGACGGUUUCCAUUAGAUAAGCAGAGUUGGGAGUGAGUUUGCAAAGUGCAAACUACCACCGUGCAACCUUCCUAUGUGGGCACCUUCUAACUGUAUUGGUGUCUACAGGUCCAGAUUCUGCGGAGUUGGCAAAUGAAUCCUUUCUGACCACAGUUGCUGUAAAUUAGCAAUGUGAUUCCUUGCAACAUAGUGAUCAGCAGUAUAGAGACUCCAUAAGUGAAACAAGCUUAAAAUCCCCACUAAGAGCCAGAAAAAAAUUGUCCUACCCACAUUUGUGACACAGCCCUAUCAGUUUUUUUUCCUGUGGUUCCUUAUCUAGAACUUCCAAUUCCACAUGGCUAUUAUCUCAAAUCUUUCCUUAGCAGCAAAUGAAGUUUACGUUAGGAGCAUUCCAUGUUUGACUCAUUUACACGUGUUAGUUGGUCACUAUUUGUGACUGAAUACUGGAUUAGGGGGACGCGGUGGCACAGCGGCUUAAUGAC
This is a messenger RNA of Python bivittatus (Burmese python), 6437 nucleotides long. It is a transcript of the gene GYS1, whose product is annotated as glycogen synthase 1. The record is from RefSeq and is a predicted model, not a curated record. Gene Ontology annotation, cellular component: cytoplasm. NCBI's taxonomy places the organism in Eukaryota, Metazoa, Chordata, Lepidosauria, Squamata, Pythonidae. Gene Ontology annotation, molecular function: alpha-1,4-glucan glucosyltransferase (UDP-glucose donor) activity. Gene Ontology annotation, biological process: glycogen biosynthetic process.